Molecule: messenger RNA, 258 nt
Organism: Aspergillus calidoustus
Lineage: Eukaryota; Fungi; Ascomycota; Eurotiomycetes; Eurotiales; Aspergillaceae
Source: the annotation of a GenBank genome assembly
AUGCCCCGUGGUGUCACAUACGCACAGGACAACCAGGUCUCCGACAACGCCAUCGAGGCCGGCCCGACCAAGGUCCACGGCACAAACCCCGAGCACGACCACCUGGGCCGCGUUGACCGCACCGCGCCCCUCCCCGAGGACAUGGGCAACCCCGAGCCCUACAUCGGCCAGCGCGACCAGGGGCACGGCAGCGGGAAGGGCGGCCACGAGCCCAAGACGCUUGGUGAGAGGAAGGGGCUGGGUGCUCACAAGGCUUAG